AAUGAGAGAAGUCAUAUCUAUUCACGUAGGAUAAGGAGGUAUUUAAGUUGGUAAUGCCUGUUGGGAAUUAUUCUGUCUUGAACACGGAAUCCAACCAGAUGGUUAAAUGCCAUCAGACAAGACAAUCGGAGGAGGAGAUGAUGCCUUCAACACCUUUUUCUCAGAAACAGGUGCAGGAAAGCACGUCCCAAGAGCUGUCUUUUUGGAUUUGGAACCAACAGUUAUUGAUGAAGUCAGAACAGGAACAUACAGAUAAUUAUUCCACCCAGAAUAAUUGAUUUCAGGAAAAGAAGAUGCUGCCAACAACUUCGCCAGAGGUCACUAUACAAUCGGAAAGGAAAUCGUCGAUUUGUGCUUAGACAGAAUCAGAAAGUUAGCUGAUAACUGCACAGGUCUCUAAGGUUUCUUGGUCUUCCACUCAGUCGGAGGAGGAACAGGAUCAGGAUUGGGAUCACUUUUAUUGGAAAGAUUGUCAGUCGAUUAUGGUAAGAAAUCUAAAUUGGGUUUCACCAUCUAUCCAUCACCAUAAGUUUCAACAGCCGUCGUUGAACCAUACAACUCCAUCUUGUCAACCCACUCAUUGUUGGAACACACUGAUGUCUGUGUCAUGUUGGAUAAUGAAGCCAUUUAUGAUAUUUGCAGAAGAAAUUUGGAUAUUGAAAGACCAACAUACACAAACUUGAACAGAUUGAUUGCUUAAGUCAUUUCAUCAUUGACAGCUUCAUUGAGAUNGUAUUUAUCCUUCACUUUAUUUCUAAAUCUAUUUUUCAACCAAUUCACUGUUUAGAAGUUUUUAACUUUUAGAGAAAUGUUCUUAUCCAUUAAAAUAUUAUAAAUUGAAUCAGAGUUAUUAUAAAUUAAUCUAAAAAUAUUUUCAAUAAUAAACGAUUUUGCAUGAA
Molecule: messenger RNA, 899 nt
Organism: Paramecium pentaurelia
Lineage: Eukaryota; Ciliophora; Oligohymenophorea; Peniculida; Parameciidae
Source: the annotation of a GenBank genome assembly